Messenger RNA from Cherax quadricarinatus, 7997 nucleotides. RefSeq lists its product as uncharacterized. Lineage: Eukaryota; Metazoa; Arthropoda; Malacostraca; Decapoda; Parastacidae. The record is from RefSeq and is a predicted model, not a curated record.
GGCGGCGGAGGUGCGUGGCUGCCCGUGGCUCAGCAGCACCCGUGUGGACACACAUACACACACAGGCCAUCGAUCCAGCCAGCAGUGUGAUUCCUGCCACCGCCGCUAGAUGGUGCCCACUCCACCACAACACACUUUCCCAGACGUCAGUAGCAGAAGAGACUUUACUGCCGUGGGCUGUACGCCCUCUCCUGCCCGCCCGCGCCCACACAUGUUCCUCUAUACGAGGGCGCGGUGAGAUGGCGUCUGCAGCACUCAACAGCGGGCUGCUGGAGGCAUUAGUGGCGAGAGGAACCACGCCCCACACCUCCAGGGACAUCCAUCCGCCCACUCCCAACACCGAGGACCCCGCGGCCGCCCAUCACGCGUACUUGCACGCCCACUUCCAGGCCGUCGCCUCCCACUACGCCGCUGGGGGUGACCCCCACGAUAUGUCCACUUCUGGAGGUGACGUCACGACGGAAGACGACGAGGCUAGUCUCAACGACCAGCUUGGCCACUAUUACAGUAAGACACUCGGCGAAGACCAUCUCUCUGCGUCAGCCAAGAAGCGGCGCAAGCAAAGCAAGCCUGUGCGCCUCCCCACGCCCCAGGGCGACACGGGCGAGGUGCAGCAACAACCUCCCAUCAAAACUGAAGAAACGCAGUUCGACUCAGAAAUGUCUGAUCGAUCGGCGGAAGGGGAAGAGAACUUUACCUGUCCUCACUGCCACUUGCAAGCACCCUCGGAUGACAGUCUCAGACGCCACAUCAUCGAGGAACACAUCGGACGCCUGCUUAGUGAUGACGAGGCACGACAACAGCGCCAGCAGCAUCUGCGGCAAGAUCAAGAGAGCGCAGAGCGUCUCAAGAACGAAGAUGGAGCUGCGCCACUCAACCUGUCCAGUCCCAGGUGGGAGGGUGGAGCCCCGACUGCCAGACCGCAAGAUGAAGACGUCCGCAGUCCUCCUAUCUCAAUUCCUAUGCCGCCAUCAUUCGGUGACAUGAAGUUUCCCUUGCCCGGCCUCCUGCCACUAGGACCGCCACACUUCCUGUUGCCGUUCUUGCAACAAGCAGAGCAUGAACGCCUGUCUGCAGGCAGCCAUCCGUCACAGAACUCUCCCCCAUCUUCCUCAACUAAUGGUCAACACCAUCGAAUCUUUAAUUUACAAGCGUACUGUGAUCUCUGUAACAAAGAAUUCUGUAACAAGUACUUCCUUAAGAUUCACAAAGGAAACAAGCAUGGCAUUUACUCUCCGGAGGUUAGUAGCUCUCCUACGGGCAUUACCCCUGGUCACUCCACACCUCUGGGCCCUAGUGUGCCCCUGGCCUCGCCCCUGGGCCCUAGUUUUAGUUCAGGAGGCCUUGUUGGAUCUUCUUACGCUGGAGCCUUCAUCUCCGCCACCAUGAGUAAUCUCCCACUGAGACCUCCGCUGCUUCCCACUCACCCUGGUGCCAGCAAGCCUUUGCCCAUACCGAAGACGGAACCAGGUACCAGCACUACCACCACCAAGCCUGGAGGCGUCAUUAACCUCGAGGCUUACUGUGAGCUAUGCCAAAAGGAAUUUUGCAAUAAAUAUUUCCUGAAGCGCCACAAGUCGAAGAUUCACGGCAUAACCAUUGAUGUAGUAACCAAACCCAAGACUCCGGGUGUGGUGCCCGUCCGUGUGGCACCAAAUAGGCCUGAAGGUUGGUGUGACGCCUGCAGGAGGGAUAUCGGUGGCCGGGCAGCACUCAACGCACACAAGCUGCAAGCUCACGGACCGCACAUCGUAGCUACGCUUCCAUCACCCCAUAAUACCUCACCCCAGUCUGCAAGAAAUCCUCGAACUUCAACACCCAGUGACAGACUGAAGCACAGUCCAGAUCACAGGGACCCCAGAGAGUAUUUCAGCCCGUGGGAGGCACUGAAGGACCCACGUGAGCCAAUCAAAGAGUUAUGGGACUCCAGGAAAGACAUAGGAGAAAUACCAACUGAAGCGAGGGAUCAAGCAAGCGAUAAUCCAGCGCGAAGUCCUUGGGAGAGGCCCUUGGGAUCACCCUGGGAUGCUAUUCGAGAAAUACCAAGAGCUACUGAGGGUUUAAGAGAGCCACUCAAGGACAACCUUCAAAGGGCUGAGUCAUGGGGUAAGCAGGAACCCCGAAGCAGCAGUGAGCAGUAUAAUCACCGCGACAAGAGUAGCGGUCCCCUUCCUCACUUCGAUCGCUUGGCAGAUUCAUCCCAUGAAUUUUCUCUCGACAGUCAUGAUAUACGGGCAGUGAGGGAGGAACAACAGCGGGAAUGGGAGAUGCAGCAACAGCGGGACUUAGAGCAGCAACAUCGCGAGCGAGUGCAACAACAAUAUUUAGAACAUGAACGGCAACACCGUGAACUAGAACGGGAAAGAGAACUGCAGCAGCUGGAACGAGAGGAGUGGGAACGUGAGCGAGACCGGGAACGAGAGUUAUACAGGGAACAACAAUUAGAACGUGAGCAGUAUGAACGAGAACAACGAGAGAGGUUACUUACUGAUCAACGUGAACUUGAGCACCAAGGGGAAAUCAAGAGAGAAAACCAAGCCGAAAGCCACCAGGAGCAACUUUAUCAGGAGGGCGAAGGACGACAGUGUGAACGGCAAAAUAGUGAGCCUGAGACAGAAGAAUGUGAGAAAGGAGAACGUACCAACUUCCAGUAUAUUCAAGACAAUUUUAAAGAAAAGCUUCACGUGGAUGUCAAAGCAGAAACGAUGAAGAGACAAGAAGGAGAAAGCUCCGAAUGUCGGCAAGAAAGACCAGAAAGUCAUGAAGGGCCAACAAGUAGAGAGGAAGAGGUGGCUGAUCGCGAAAAAAUGUACGAUGGGCAAGAGGGAACCGAAGGCCGCCCAGUUAGGUGCGAAGGUCGGGAGGGAAGCCUUGAAGGUCACGAAAGUAGUCUUGAAGGUCGUGAGGCUGGACCUGAGGGACGUGAAAUUGGUAGAGACCCAUCUCGUGAGGGCUAUCGGACACCAGGGGGCAGCAGCGCUGACGAGAGCUCCCGGGAUACUGGCAUCAUCGCCCGUGUGGGCCAGCCAGCAAUGGUUCAGGCACCUCCCGGAACGAAGUUUACCCCUGAGCAGCUCCGGCAGUUGGGAGUCAUCAACCCCGACGCCUUCUGUGAACUCUGCUGCAAAGAGUUUUGCAAUAAGUAUUUCCUCCGCACACACAGAAUUAAGAAACAUGGCAUUUACACACCCGAGUUCUCCGACAGAAGUAAAAACCAACAAAAAGAGAGCUCCCCUAUGAAUCUUGCACGACUUCUAGAGCGUCAGGCGCUCUAUGUCCGGCCGACACUAUCAGACACUGACGGUGACCUUGAUUGUGACCUAUGCCGUCGUCCCUUCCCCAGCCCUUAUAUUUUGCAGAUGCACAAAUACUAUUUCCAUGGAUCAGGACAAGAGGCUGGGCACCAAGAGCCUCUGUCUCUGCACCCACAGCCGUCACCGCACGAGCAGUUGAGGCAGCUCGCACUUCAUGCCCAACAACAAGCUAGGCAACAGCAGCAGCAACAUCAAAAAAGAAUGCAAGAGCAACAGAAACAACUAGAAUACCAGCAGAGGCUAAUGAAACAAGAAGAUCAGAGGGAACAAGCUAGACUGGAGCAUGAGAGUCUGCAGUCAACUGUUAAUGCAGAAGGGCAACCGGAGAGAACCGAAGACCUGCCUCGCCCUUCUGUGAUCGAGUCGGCAGGGUCUGGAGAGUCGGACGCUAGCGAGGACCUCCGCAAACUUCAGUCUAUGAUACUACAGCUCAACCGUCAAGGAGAGAUGGGUCUGAGGUGUCCCUUGUGCAACAAGGACGUCGGCAACAAGUACUUCCUGCGUGCACACAUGAUGACAGAGCACGGAAUCCUGGGUCAUGAGGAAGUGUCGGCACCACCCAGCGAAGGAGCCCAAACUCCAAAAACUCCAAGAGAACCCACCCUGAAGGUGUCACCUCCAUCCACGCCUACAGGUGUAACCCAAGCAUUCUGUAGUAUUUGCAAGAGAGAUUUUUUCUCUCGGUAUAUCCUACAGCAACACUUGCUAAGUGCUCAUGGGGUGUUUACGCCCCCUGCACCUCCCACUUCCUUCAUGGAACGAAUCAGAGCAGAAGUAGAGAGUCGUGAGGAACGGAAGCCUCAAUCUACUUCUCGGUCCUAUUGUGAAAUCUGUAACAAAGAACUUUGUAAUAAAUAUUUUAUGAAGACUCACAUGCUGAAGAUGCAUGGUAUUAAUGUGGAAAAUGGAGUCUCUGGAGGAGUGACGUGUGACUUGUGCAACAAAGAACUGUGCAGCAAAUACUUCCUCCGUGUGCACAAACAAAACACUCAUGGGAUGGUCGAGGAAGGACGAGAAGGUGACGAAGGUAUUGUCCCCUCAGACAUCGAGUCGUGUCCGCUUUGUCCUCGCCGCUUCAAGAACCUAAAGUGGUUGAAGACCCAUCUGACAAGCGACCAUGACGACGCUGGCAAGGACAAGUGGCGCGAGAUAGAGGGGUCGCUGGGGGUGCAAGAAUCUCCCCAGAAGAGCGAGCCUACAUGUGGUUUGUGUGGCCUAGCAGUGCCCGACUUGGUCUCCCUCCAGCUCCAUGUCAUCAAGAUGCAUGGCUCUCCAGAAACACCCAUGGAAACUGAUGCACAAACCCCAGCCAAGGAUUCUAAGGCCCAAUCUCUACAUUGCUCAAUAUGUCCAUUCACAGCAUCUUCACCAGCUUUACUGUUGGCUCACGCCCGUACUCACACCCGUGGGAUGGCCCCCUUACCAGGUGUUCUAGGACAAUCACUUCCUUGUCCACUGUGUUCACAAGUAUUACCUGGUCUGGAAGCUUACCAACACCACCUACUACAGCAUCAACUACAAGGUCUUCUGAAACCAUUGCUAGAGAAAGAAAUCACCCAUCCUGAACCUGACGCUCCCGAGACCUUUAAGGUACCAGUAGAGACGAAUGAAGAGACCCCAGCACGCGCUCCACCCACCAAACGCAGGAAGAGGUGGCGGUGUUCUCAGUGUAGUCGGCGCUUCCGGACGCGAGCACUGUGCCUGGCACACGUGCAUGCCAUGCACAACCCCAGAGCACGUGGCACCUGGCUCGGCCGCCCACCUGUCCACCGCCGCCUCUACAAGUGCCGUAAGUGUGGCGCAGUAGCGCAGCGCCUGACUUCUUUGAGACAGCACAUUCGCGAGCAGCACAGUGCGGGACCAAGCGUGCCCACUACGCACGCCACGCCCACCAAGCCGCGCUCAGCUGGACGCUUCGUCAUGCAGCCGUUCCUGAUGAACAACGGGGGGUGUGAGGCAGGCAGCGAGGGAGGCGACGAUGGUGACAAAGAAGAAGCGAGGCGGUGUGAGCGACAGUUCGUCCCGUCACUGGUGUACCUGCCGGUGGCUCGCCGCGUUCACCGCCCCCUCACCGUCUCCUUCAGCCUCACGCCUGCGUGAUCUCCGCGCCCCACGGCGCUCCACAUCUCAGGGUCUCGUUCUUCUUAAAAGUACAAUCACGGGGCGGACUGGAGCCGGGUGGUACGGCUGUGGGUCCAGUCCAGUGGGCCGCGGGGGCCCGCUGUGCUCCCCGUCGCACAGGUGCUACACGCCCGUCGCUUGCCGUAGGCGGACAGCGCGGGUGGGAUGAUAUGCCGCGGGUGGUGUUCCCUGCGUGGCUCGUGGCUCGCUCCGUACUCUCCUUUAUAUCACUGUACCUCAGUAACAAUCAAAACCGGGGGAAUGCCCGCUGCCCACGCCCGCGCCUUCGGGCGUGGGUGUGAUGGCGUGCAAUUCGGGUUGUGAGGGCGCGGGCAGGGCGGGGGUGUUGGCUGUGACCAACACUAUGUUAUAUCAGGAGGCUUCCACCAGCUCGAUACUUACACACACACACACACACACACACACACACACACACACACACACACACACACACACACACACACACACACACAACACACACACACACACAAACACACACACAAACACACAAACAAACACACACACACACAACACGCACACUUGUCAUGUAUGCAUGCACCUGUCCAAGACUGACACCACAGAUACGCACCUGUCCUACGUUGGUGGACAUACACCUAUCCAACGCUGACGACAAAGAUAUAAGUCCUACAAUGAUAUAUACGCACCUGUCCAUCAUGUACACAUGCUAUAUAUCACGGAUAUCUACAUAAAAGUUUGCAGAUGUCCAAGAUAAAUAAAAUGUGUAUGUAUGGAUAUGCACAUCUCUUCUAGUUUCAUUCCUCCACAAAACAUAUUUCACAUCAACGUCAUCAUCAUGUGUUCUUGUAUCUCUCCUUAUCCCUAGGUCCCUCACCAGACCUUCCUCUGCAGUGUGUUCCGUCGCACGUCCCUUGUCCCUACGUAGCAUAUAUCGUCCGUCCCACGUCCUUUGUCCCUAUAAUAUAUACUUCAUUCAUCACAAGUCCCUUGUCCCUACUUAGCAUACAUCAUCCGUCACACGUCUCUUGUCUCUACGUAGUGGACGUCCCUUGAACACUCGACUCCCAGCAUAUCUUAGGCUAUCACAAGGCCACUGCUUUUGUGUUCACCGUCACCAAACAAUUGUUACCUAUAUAUCCUUGUCCCCCCGUGUACAUGACCCCUGCCCUCACGUGUCCCACCUUCUAUAUCCUACAUACAAAAUAUCUUAUAUCCCUCUCUGUCCGCAUUAUCAAAUAUCCUGAGUUUCAAAGUCUUGUCAUUUACGUUCUAUUUCUUGUCAUAAACUAUUGUAACCUGAUCGCACAAUCACUUCAGUCUACUCGUCUACAUAUAUCCCAAAUGUUCAGAGACUAAGUCAUAAUUAGCGGAAGGAGGAUCGAGCCUCCAGCAUUCCAUGCACAAAAUUACUCCACGGUAGGUUUAGUCUCCACUAAAUACGACCCACAACACUAUACAUAUCGCCUGAGCAAAUUUCAACUCCCAAACAAGCAGCCUUCGUUGUUAACUGAUUAAGAGCGUUGCAUCAUACAAGUUUUAUACACGGCAAGUAGUAUUUAGCAAAUUUCUGAUACGUAAGCUUGGCACCUGGGGCAGGUGUGUGUCAGGUCAUGCCCAGCUGGUGAAGUCACCGCUGUCAAUAGAGGGGCCUUCCCCCGCUCCUGUGCCCGAUGCCCGACCGUCAGGGAUAGGAAUUAUAGGUCUUUUACAUAAUAUUAUUAUAACUAUUACUAUUAUUGUGAACCUGAAUACAUAUAUAUAACUGUCCAGAUAAUGAUUAGCAUUGUAUACUGGUCUCUGAAAUGUACAUGUGUAUGCAUGGCUAUAUAUAUAUAUGCAUGUACGUGUGUAUGUAUAGAUGUACAUAUGUAUGAACUGAUGUAUGUAUGGAUGUAUAUACGAAUGUACGUGUGUAUGCAUGGAUGUAUAUAUGUGCAAUGUAUUCAUGUUAGAGCCAUGUGGUGUCAUUAUUUACUGAAUAGGAUGGAAAUUACACCCUCUUCUCACUUCUGCCUCUUCCCAACCCAACUCCCUUUCUCCUUUCCCUGAACCUCCCCCCAGUCUUUUUAUCCCGACCUUUCCCUUCGUCUGCCAAAGCAAAAACGUCACAGCGUUCUUGUACAGUCUAGCCAUAUUAAUUUUAGCGGAUUUAGUGGUUUGUAAUACUAUCCAUAUUAAAAACGAAUACUGUCAUUGUUCAAGCUAUGUUAUUUUUUUCGAAAGUGCUGAGGCCUGAUUCUGUUUGAGAAGGAGCUCGGAGUGGGGCCCCAGGCAGUGUUGUGUGUGAGUGGGACUCCAGACUGUGUUGUGUGUAUGAGCUGGAUCCAAGUCAAUGUUUUGUAUGUAUCAGUGGGACCCCAGGCAGUACUGAGUGUAUGAGGCGGACCCAAGCCAGUGGCUUGUGUGAGUGAGUGGGGAUUCCAAGCAGUGUUGUGUGUAUGAGUGAGAUCCAAGCAAGAUAUCAACAUAGGUAUUAAAUCGGACGAUCCGAUCAAGUGUGCCACAAAUAUUAUGUCAAACAGAUGGAACCAACCUGUAUCCAAACUCCAAUCCCACUUCCUUAGUGCAAGGCUCAAAAUUAAA